AUUCAGUAAAGUACUCUUCUAUGCUAUAAAAACUGGCAAACUUUACUCAAACAAGGUUACGUAAGAAGUCUUCCUAGUUCAAGUGAUAACGCAUAUCUAAACAAAACAGAUGAGAAAUCUGAUUAAAGCACUCCAAAUUUCCCGAUCUUUUUCUACAUCAUUGAUUACGAGGCAAUCCAAUGGAUUUUCACUAAAUCUUACUAGUGAACAAUUGGAAAUUCGUAAUCUUGCUAGAAAGUUUAGUAGGGAAGAGAUCAUACCUAAGGCCGCGGAAUAUGAUAGAACAGGAGAGUAUCCUUGGCCAAUACUUCAAAAAGCAUGGGAUCUAGGAUUAACAAAUACUCAUAUACCAACUGAAUAUGGUGGACCCGGGCUGACCUUUAUGGAUGAUGUUAUUAUUGCCGAGGAAUUAUCUUACGGUUGUGCUGCAUGUGCAACAGCAAUUGGAGCCAGUCAAUUAGCUCAAACUCCAUUGAUUUUAGCUGGAAGUGACAAUCUUAAAAGAGAAUAUCUAGGAAGAUUAGUAGCCGAACCCGUCGUUGCCGCAUAUUGUGUUACCGAGCCAAGCGCAGGAUCAGAUGUAGCUAGUAUAAAAACUAAAGCGGUUAAAAAAGGGGACGAAUACGUCUUAAAUGGAUCUAAGAUGUGGAUAACAAAUGGGGGAGUUGCCAAUUGGUACUUUGUUUUAACUAAGACUGGUGACUCUGCCGCGAAUGGUUUUACAGCUUUUAUUGUUGAUGCUGAUUCACCUGGUUUAAGCCCCGGAAAAAAGGAAAUCAACAUGGGUCAGAGGGCUUCAGAUACGAGGGCGGUUUUCUUCGAGGACGUCGUGGUUCCGGCCAAGAACGUUAUUGGAAAAGAGGGAGAAGGCUUUAAAAUUGCUAUGGGAGUAUUCGACAGGACCAGACCGCCUGUAGCUGCGAUCGGUGUAGGCAUAGCUCAAAGAGCUUUGGAUGAAGCAACAAAAUAUUCUUUAGAGCGUAAGACUUUUGGUGAAGUUAUUGCUAAGCAUCAAGCUGUUCAGUUUAUGAUAGCCGAAAUGGCAAUUAACGUUGAGGCGGCUCGUCUUUUAACGUAUAAAGGAGCAUUCGAAUUAGAUAUAGGUUCAGGUCGAAGGAGUACCUAUUUUGCCUCAAUAUCUAAGGCAUUCGCUGCUGAUUUCGCAAAUAAAGCCGCUUCCGAUUGCGUUCAGAUAUUUGGAGGCAAUGGCUACAAUACAGAAUAUCCAGCUGAAAAGUUGAUGAGAGAUGCUAAAAUCUUACAGGUAAUUAGAAUGAAUAAUUUAAAUAAUUAAAUUGUUUUAAUUAAAUCUAUUCUAAUUUAUAUAAAUAACGUUAUAUUUUCAAAUUUGUUUUGUCCUUUAUUUCGUUCCAUUUCAUCUAUCUAUUUAUCUAUUGUAUCCUUUCUUAUUCCUAUCCUUUUUUACUAACUCUCCUCGCUUUUUUAUAUACUCCCUUUCUUUUUUUUGUUUUAAAAACAGAUUUACGAGGGUACCUCCCAAAUCCAGAGACUUAUUAUUGCAAGAGAAUUACUAAAACGUGCUGCGAGUGGUGAUAAAUAGAAAAAGUAAUAAUUUUUUUCCUAUGUUCUUUGAUACUUGAAGACCAAGGAAACGAUAUGACAACACACUAUGCUAAUUUCUCCUCGGUUAACUCUAUUUUUCAAUUUUUAGACUGGGGUACAGUUUAAUAAAUUAUGAUUAAUGAAAUGAAAUUUAGUAAAAUUUUAAAUCUCUAAGUUACUAAUUUACACUCUCUCUCUCUCUCUAUAUAUAUAUAUAUAUACUAUCUCUCUAUAUAUACUAAUAUAGAUCUAACUCUUGUGUUUGUUUUUACUCUUUUUCAUUCUAA
Messenger RNA from Dimorphilus gyrociliatus, 1850 nucleotides. NCBI's taxonomy places the organism in Eukaryota, Metazoa, Annelida, Polychaeta, Dinophilidae. The record is from the annotation of a GenBank genome assembly.